ACAGAAAUUAUUUUUAUUUGUGCGUCGCCAUUUUUCGUGAAAAGUUAGUGGGAAAAAAUUGAAACAUUUACAGAAAAUUUUAAUUAAUUUCCCAUAAGUUCAUUUAAAAUUACUUCAGAAAUUCUGUAACGCAUUUGCAAUGGAUAAAAAGUCCAAGGAGGCGUUGAGACGCUACAAAAAAUCACGUCAGGCUCAGUCGAGUAGUGAAAGCAGCAGUAGUUCAGAUUCUGAUUCAGGAUCUUCGAGUUCCUACAGCAGUUCUGACAGCGAACGUAGGCAUCGGCAUAAAAAAUCUAGACAGUCGGGUGCUCUACGGAGAUCCACUAGUUCCAGUGAUGAGCGGCACAAACGGGAUAAACGUGAUCAUUGUCAGAAGAAAUUGGAGGCGAAACGUAAUCAUUUGAAACGUAAGUUGAAAGAGGCUAAAUUGAAGAAAAAAGCCGCUGCUGCUGCGGCCGCCUUAAGUGGUCAUUCACAUCGUGCUCUGUCCCCGGCCACACAAGCCAAGCUAAAAAAAUUGGCCGAACGUAAGCAUUUACGUGCAGCUAGUAAGGAACGCCGGGAAAGGGAAAAAGAAAAGCAUCGUGCUGCUCUAAGAGAACGUGAAAGGGAGCACCAUCGUGUGGGCAGUCGGUCGCCUACAAAAAUAACAAAAAUACGCAUACACCAAGAUGUUAAGAGACAAAAGUCUCCACCCCGUAUGCAUCACCAAUUGAUGUCCAGAGAGAAGAUUAUCAUACAAACUAGAACACGUGACCGUACUCCUUCUGCUGAGAGGGAAAGGCAACGUCAUGAGCAUAAAUUGCGUCAUGAGGAUAUGGCCAGAGAACGUGAACGCCGUGAGAGGGAGGCAGCACGUGAUAAAGAACGUGCCGAUGCCUUGGCCCGUUGCCAGGAACGUCAAAGGGAACGUGAGCGUUUAGCUCGCGAAAAGCUGCGUAGAGAGGAGGAAGAAAAGUAUGGAAAACCUUUAGGUGCCGAACGUCUCUUACCGCGGGGACCGGAACGCGAUAUACCACCAGUACGUGGUUAUGAAUCACGAGAACGUUCUAUUGAACGUGUUAAACGUGAAAUGGACCCUUAUGAUCAUGGCUACAUUAGAAAGCAUAGGGGGGAACCUGAGUUCGAGGAUGAGCCUGAACGCCGUGGUCAUUUAGACCGCGAAGAGUUGCUAAGGGAACGUGAAUAUUUGGCUAGACGUCGUGAGUUGAGUCCUGGUGAAUAUGCAGGUCCCAGUACCAGUCGUAUGCGCCCUGACCCCCGUGAUUUAUACCCAGAAGAUGAACGCGAGCGUCCUUAUAAGAGACCCUAUUUAGACGAAGGUGCUCCUCGCGGACAUCCCAUGAAUCGUGAGGCUUGGUUGGCUGAACGUGAGUUAAGAGAACGAGAAUUGCACGAACAUCCUAGAGAUUAUCGUGAUAUUGAGGCGGAAAGAAUGUAUCCCGAUGAACGCGAACGUUUGCCACCACGUGAGGGUCGUGAAAGACCACCUUUUGUGGGUAGACCCGGCCCAGAUUGGAAACGCAAUGAUUGGGGCUCACCCCGGGAACGCGGUGAAUGGCAGGGUGAUGAUGGUGGUCCACCACCUCCAGUACGUGGCAUAGGUUUUGUGGGUGGCCCCAAACGUGGUGGCGGUGUGGGAAUAGUUGGUAAAAUUCCCCCAUUAAUACAACAAAGGGAGCAGCGUCCACCUUCGGAACCCGAUUGGGAUGCGGAGGAGGGUCAAAUUGAUACACCCAAGAAAUCCGAAGGCACCCCAAAACGCGAUUGGAUAGAGCAUGAUCAAAGAGAGAUGCCGCUUAAUCGUGAAAAACCAGGACCUAUAGGUCGUCCUUGGAAUCCUAAUGAAUGGCGUGAAGGUGACGAAGGACCGGGGCCAAGUACUGGUUACCAACGUGGUCCACCCGGUCCCAUGAUGCAUCAUCCACGUAGUGAUAGAGGUGGUCGUGGUGGUUAUCGCGGUCGUGGAGGCCAUAUUGAUCACGGUGAACGCAUACCAGGAGGUCACGGCUUUAGACCUCACCAUCCUCCUGCUCUAAUGAAUCUACCCGUACCACCACCAGGUGGUUUUCAUGGUGCCGGGCCUAUGACACGUUUUCCCAAUAAAAGGAACAUGACCUAUACUAAUCCCAAUAUAUUAAAAAAACAACAAGCCGCUUUAGCUGCAGCUAAGGCAGCUGCUCAAGCAAGUGCCGUAGCGGCCGCCACAACAGCUGUUGCCGCCGCCAAAGCUGCAGCUCAAAGUGCAGCAAAUGCUACCACCAAUCCCAGUAUUUUAGGACAGGUCAGUAGCAAUCGACCACAAGCGAAUGAUGAUAAACCAGAAGCUGGUGAAAUUGUGGGAGAUAAUGACCAAAAGGAGGAAACCUCUCAAACAGCAGCUGCAGGAGAUGCGACUGCUGAGCAAAAAGAGAAAAAGAACAGUGGCGAACUUAGUGAAAUCAGUGAUAGUGACGAUGACAUACUUAAUAAGACCGAAAAGAAGACAAAAUUGGAAAAUGAUGACUCAAAUUCACAAACCAAGCCCGAAAGCAAAGACAACGGAGAAGAUAAGGGAGAGGAGGAAGAAAUUAUGGACUUUGAAGAAAUUUCAGAUGGUGAAUUAGAAGAAGAAAGAGCUGCCAAGGGAGUGGGAGAUGCUUUAGGCGUGGACUGGUCUUCUCUGGUGGCUGAAACUAAACGUAUGCCCUCAAAUCAAGCUACCACAGCUAAGCAGAAAUGGCAACCUCAUCGUAUUAUUUUAGACGUAGGCAUUUCUAUGCGUAUGGCUGGUGAGGAAUAUGCCAAGCGUUUACUGAACGAAGCCAAACAACAAUUAGAUGAAGAAUUGAAGGCUGAAGCGGUUAAAACCGAUACAAAAGUUGACAUUAAAACAGAAAUUAAAGAUGAAGUAUCUUCGCUAUCCACUUUAGAUGAUGAUUCUCAAGCCACAGCUCUUGAAAACGAGGACAGUACUUCCGACAUCAAACCCAAAGAAGAAAUUGAUGAUAAGACAGAUGUUAAACAUUUAGCAGAAGAUAUAGCUGCCACAGAAACAUUUAAUGUGGACUCUUUACCACCCUUAGCUUGCAUGCAAGUUUCACAGCGCAAAGCUGAAAUAGAGAGACGACAACUGAUUACAAAUGCUUGCGGUAUUAAUAGUAGGGCAUUAAGUGCCCGCCAAGAUUUAAAAUUACGUAGACAAUUGUGUGGUCUACCAGCUCGAGAAUGUGAAAUAUCACGUAAUAUACCACAAACAAGUGACAAACUUAAGGCCAUGGCUUUAGCUGCUUUUCAAAGAACAUUACAAGUUAAAUAAAUAAAUUAGCUAAUCAGUGUAAGGAGUAUUGUAAAGCAUGCGAUUUCGUUUUUUUUGUAAUUUAGUUUAGUUAUUAGUGGUUAUAUUUAAUAGUUCAUACCUAUAUAUUAUAUAUAAUUAUGGAAUGUAUAUGAAAAUGGAUUAUGAAAUUGAAUAUGAAAUAGAUAGAGCGAACAAAACAUAUAAAAUAUUACCCAGGAGCGGUAAUUCUUAUUUAAAUUCAAACAA
Lucilia sericata (common green bottle fly) is the source of this 3526-nucleotide messenger RNA. It is a transcript of the gene Flacc, whose product is annotated as fl(2)d-associated complex component. The coding region runs from base 140 to 3298 and encodes 1052 amino acids. Lineage: Eukaryota; Metazoa; Arthropoda; Insecta; Diptera; Calliphoridae. The record is from RefSeq and is a predicted model, not a curated record. Gene Ontology annotation, cellular component: RNA N6-methyladenosine methyltransferase complex. The transcript has 3 exons.